Messenger RNA from Aureococcus anophagefferens, 732 nucleotides. RefSeq lists its product as hypothetical. NCBI's taxonomy places the organism in Eukaryota, Pelagophyceae, Pelagomonadales, Pelagomonadaceae. The transcript has a single exon. The record is from RefSeq and is a predicted model, not a curated record. The annotation marks the transcript as partial.
AUGGACAGCAACAUCCUCUUCAAGCGCUGCAAGGCCGAGGAGAAGGAGGAGCUCCUCGCCAACUUCGAGGCCUGCGAGUACGCCUCCGGCGAGGUCAUCAUCAAGGCCGGCGACCAGGGCGACUGCUUCUACAUCAUCCAGACGGGGUCGUGCGACAUCUUCCUCCCGAACAACGAGGUGCCCGUGGCCAAGUGCACGGCGGGCAACUCCUUCGGCGAGCUCGCGCUCAUGUACGACACGCCGCGCGCGGCGACGGUGAAGUCGACGUGCCCCGUCAAGGCCUGGAAGAUCGCGCGCCAGGCCUACCGCCUCAUCUUGGCGUACCACGCGGUCCAGCGGUCCAACGAGCACAUGGCCAUCCUCAAGGAGGUCGUCCUCGUCUCGUCGGACCAGCAGGAGAAGAAGAUGCUCAAGGACUGCCUCAGCGAGCCCCAGCUGCGCAAGCUCGCGGACGCGAUGGACGAGGACAUCGUGCACGCGGGCGACGCGAUUUUGCGCGAGGGCGAGAUCGGCGACACGUUCUAUGUGAUCGCCGACGGCCGCGUCCAGGUCGAGACGAAGCACGACGGCAUCGUGACGACAUUGGAGAAGGGCGGCUACUUCGGGGACCGCGCGUUGAUCUCCGAGGACCGGCGCGCGGCGACGUGCACGGCCAUCGGCGGCGACGUCAAGCUGCUGGCCAUCGACCGCGACGACUUCCUUACAUUACUCGGCAGCGUCCAGGAGAUCAUG